AAAAAACUCAUCUUCAAAAACUCACAUUCAGCAAUCAAAACUCAAAACUCAAACCCUAACCCUCAAUUCGAACUGAAAUCGCCAUUGUUUCCGUGAUCUCGUUGCAAUCGGAGAUAUGACAGCGACUACGGUGAGCUCCGCCGGUGGUCUAUUGGCCAUGCUUAACGAGCCGCAUCCGUCUCUCAAACUUCACGCUCUCUCGAAUCUUAACGCGUUUGUUGAUCACUUUUGGCCGGAGAUCUCCACCAGCGUCCCUAUCAUAGAGAGUUUAUACGAAGACGAAGAGUUUGAUCAACGCCAGUUGGCUGCUUUACUUGUUUCAAAGGUUUUCUAUUACUUGAGUGAGCUUAACGACUCGUUAUCUUAUGCCCUUGGAGCUGGCAAUUUAUUUGAUGUUUCUGAGCAAUCUUAUUACGUUGAUACUCUUCUUGCCAAAGCUAUCGAUGAAUAUGCAACUCUGAGAACAAAGGCAGCAGAAUCAAAGGAAGCGUCUGCUGAUGUGGACCUUAGGCUGGAAGCAAUAGUUGAGAGAAUGCUUGAUAAGUGUAUAACCGAUGGAAAGUAUCAACAAGCAAUAGGAAUGUCAAUUGAAUGCCGAAGGUUGGAUAAACUUAGGGAAGCGAUUACAAAGAGUGAUAAUGUUCAUGCAACUCUGUCAUAUUGCACGGAUGUAUCUCAUGCUUUUGUCAAUAGGAGAGAAUAUCGCCGUGAGGUACUUCUUCUUCUUGUCAAAGUAUACCAAGAUCUUGCAUCCCCCGACUACUUAAACAUUUGCCAGUGCCUUAUGUUCCUCGAUCAACCUGAUGGUGUUGCAAGCAUACUCGAGAAACUUUUAAGAUCCGAAAACAAAGAUGAUGCGAUGAUGGCAUUUCAAAUCGCUUUUGAUUUAAUUGAAAAUGAGCACCAAGCUUUUCUACUGAGUGUCAGAGACCAGUUGUCAAGUCCCAAGUUGAAACCUGAAACGCCAGCUGUCACGGAGCGAAAUCCCUCUGUGUCAGAGGACACUCAAAUGGCUGAUGAAACACAACCACUUAUUGCUACAGAGGUUAUAGUGCCUGAAUCUGAUGAUCCAACUGAAGUGACAUAUGCUGAGAGGUUGACUAAAUUGAAGGGGAUAUUGUCUGGUGAAACUUCGAUUCAGUUGACUCUCCAGUUUUUAUACAGUCAUAACAAGUCGGAUCUGCUUAUUCUCAAGACAAUAAAGCAAUCAAUCGAGAUGAGAAACAGCGUUUGCCACAGUGCAACAAUAUAUGCUAACGCCCUUAUGCACGCUGGAACAACCGUAGACACAUUUUUAAGAGAAAAUCUGGAUUGGUUGAGCAGAGCCACAAACUGGGCUAAAUUCAGUGCAACAGCCGGGUUAGGUGUUAUUCAUCGAGGCCAUCUUCAACAAGGAAGAUCGCUCAUGGCUCCUUAUCUUCCUCAAAGUGGGUCCGGUGGUGGUAGUCCCUAUUCUGAAGGUGGGGCCCUCUAUGCUUUGGGUUUAAUUCAUGCAAACCACGGAGAAGGCAUCAAACAGUUCUUGAGGGAUAGCUUACGCAGUACCAAUGUGGAGGUGGUACAGCAUGGUGCUUGCUUAGGUCUUGGCUUGGCAGCUUUAGGGACCGCUGAUGAAGAUAUAUACGAAGAGAUAAAAAGUGUCCUCUACACUGACAGUGCUGUUGCAGGUGAAGCUGCGGGCAUUAGCAUAGGCUUACUAAUGGUGGGGACUGCAAGUGAGAAGGCAUCAGAGAUGCUGGUGUAUGCUCAUGAGACGCAACAUGAAAAAAUCAUAAGGGGGUUAGCUUUAGGUAUUGCUUUGACGGUUUAUGGAAGAGAAGAAGAAGCAGACACUCUAAUUGAACAGAUGACUCUGGAUCAAGAUGCCAUUAUACGUUACGGGGGGAUGUAUGCGUUAGCAUUAGCUUACAGUGGAACUGGAAAUAACAAGGCAAUCCGCCAAUUACUCCACUUUGCUGUGUCUGAUGUCAGCGAUGAUGUCAGGCGCACUGCUGUUUUAGCCCUUGGAUUUGUCCUGUACUCUGACCCAGAACAGACACCACGAACUGUGGCACUACUGGCGGAGUCGUACAACCCGCAUGUGCGGUAUGGUGCAGCCAUGGCUGUAGGCAUUUCAUGCGCUGGUACUGGGCUAAGUGAAGCCAUAUCUUUGUUAGAACCUCUGACAUCCGACGUAACCGAUUUUGUUCGACAAGGCGCGUUAAUCGCAAUGGCCAUGGUCAUGAUCCAAACCAGUGAAGCUAGUGACUCUCGUGUCGGGACCUUCAGACGACAAUUGGAAAAAAUAAUUCUGGACAAACACGAAGAUACAAUGAGCAAAAUGGGAGCUAUUUUAGCUUCAGGAAUUCUCGAUGCUGGUGGAAGAAAUGUUACAAUUAAAUUAUUAUCCAAAACCAAACACGACAAAAUGACCGCAGUUAUCGGUCUCGCUGUCUUCAGUCAGUUUUGGUACUGGUACCCACUGAUAUACUUCAUUAGUUUAUCAUUCUCUCCCACCGCUUUAAUCGGACUCAACUACGACUUAAAAGUACCAAAGUUUGAAUUUUUAUCACACGCCAAACCGUCAUUGUUUGAGUACCCUCGACCAACAACCGUCCCCACCGCUGCUUCAGCUGUGAAACUCCCAACAGCUGUUUUGUCCACGUCAGCAAGAGCCAAGGCUAGAGCUACCAAAAAGGAAGCUGAAAAAGCAAAUGCUGAAAAGUUGACCGGUGCUGCUGACUCAUCCAGUUCCGGCAAAGGGAAAGCUUCCGGUGAAAAGGACGAUGACUCGAUGCAGGUGGAUGGUGCUGCUACCGAGAAGGAGAAAAAGGCUGAACCCGAACCAACAUUUGAGAUCUUAACAAACCCCGCAAGAGUGGUCCCCGCGCAAGAGAAAUUCAUCAAGUUUCUAGAAGACAGUAGAUACGCACCAGUAAAACCAGCUACAUCUGGUUUUGUUCUCUUGAAAGACCUUCGCCCAACCGAACCAGAGGUUUUGGCUCUAACCGAUGCGCCCACAUCAACCGCCACGGGUGCGACCGCCACUGCACAAUCAGGAUCUGCUGCCGCCAUGGCUGUGGAUGAUGAGCCUCAACCACCCCAGCCGUUUGAAUACAGCUCAUGAUCACUGUUCUAGUCCGUUUGGUUUAGUUUGCCGGCUAUCGAGUAUUGGUCCGGUCUAUGCGUGGCUGAUUUGAUCUCAGUCGACACAGUUGCAUCUGGUGAGUUAGCUGGUUACAUUCAUGGGGUUUAUGUGGUGCGCUGGAGAACGUUGUAACCGAGUCAAGUGUAGGUAUUUCCCAUUGAUGUUUUGUCAAGACAGAUUGUGUUUGUUUAGUUACUCUUUUAUCUCUUUACAUUUCAUGUGAAAGCUUUUUACCAACA
Helianthus annuus (common sunflower) is the source of this 3366-nucleotide messenger RNA. Its product is annotated as 26S proteasome non-ATPase regulatory subunit 1 homolog A. The transcript has 13 exons. Gene Ontology annotation, biological process: proteasome-mediated ubiquitin-dependent protein catabolic process; regulation of protein catabolic process. The record is from RefSeq and is a predicted model, not a curated record. Gene Ontology annotation, cellular component: proteasome storage granule; nucleus; proteasome complex. Bases 116 to 3106 code for a protein of 996 amino acids. Gene Ontology annotation, molecular function: enzyme regulator activity. NCBI's taxonomy places the organism in Eukaryota, Viridiplantae, Streptophyta, Magnoliopsida, Asterales, Asteraceae.